AGUCUUAGUUGCUGCACUCGACGCUCAGUGUAGAAGAUUCAAGUAAAACCAGUUCUCAUUGUCAAAAGACACUGGCUGUAUCACUGCUCCCACGGUGACGGGCCAUGCUUAUCCUGGCAUGACUUCGUCCACGGCUUCAGUGAGAGUUGGCCCGACGUGCACGAUUAUCCUCGGUGCUGCCGUCUCGUCAAAUCGAGGCCGACGGAACAUUACGACUGCAACCGGAGAGGAAGUGUUUUAGAUUUGGAGGUUAAAGUUGAUUCUACAGGCUGUGGUUACCAUCCUGUGCUUACGGUAAAGGGUGUGAGUAUCCUCACGGCUGUUGUUUCACAGCAGACGUUGUUCCUAUCAUGUGAAGGGCUACAUGCACUCGCUUUCUAUCAUGGAUAACUAGGCCUAGCGUUGGGAGAACAGAUAUAAUUUUGCAAGUGAAGGCAGAGUUUCCUCGCACAUUCCAAGAUGAGGUUCAAGCUGAAGAAGUUCGCGUUGAUUCUUGCCUUCGUUGCCUGCAUCCCGUUCAUCAUACAUAUCAUGGACGUAUUAAAGUUCAAACCAAGAAGGUCACGACGACCAAAGAUUGAGCUGCAUCUGGGCCCACCCGCGAACACAGGAACCUGCGACAAAUCGAAAUGUAACCCGACGAAGGACGGCAUGCUCAACGUCCACAUCGUCGCCCACUCCCACGACGACGUCGGCUGGAAGAAGACUAUGGAUCAGUAUUACUCUGGGCAAGGGGGAGGGAACGCUGAGUCGUUCUACCACGGAGGGGAGUGCACAAAGUGUAUUUUGGACAAUGCUGUCCGAGAACUGAUAGGAAACCCCUUCCGGAGGUUUAUAUUCGUCGAGAUGGCCUUUCUCUCCGUCUGGUAUAACGAACAGACGGAGGACAUGAAAAAACAAGUAAAGACAUUAAUCAACGAACGACGCCUUGAACUAAUAAUCGGUGGCUGGAGCAUGAGCGACUCUGCGACGACAUACUACGACGACAUCAUCGAUCAGCACACCUACGGCUUCCAGUGGAUCGAGAAGGAGUUCGGCGAGUGCGCCAUGCCCAAGUCUGGAUGGCAUGUAGACCAGUUUGGCCACUCAAGGGAACACUCUUCUAUAUUUGCACAGUUUGGCUUUGAUGGAUUGUUCCUUGGUCGUAUCGACUUCCAGGAUCAAGAGAGGCGGACUAAAACAUCGAAUAUGGAGACAUUAUGGAGGACGAGCCCUGACAACUUAGGCGACAAGACGAGUCUCUUCACAAGUGUCCUCUAUGACGGCUAUUUCUCCCCAGAAAGGUUUCGAUGGGAAGGAUGGGGCCCCGGUAUGCUGUCGGCACGAAACAGUGAAAAUUACGUGAAUGCAUUCAUCGAUAUCGCAGUUGAGAGAGCUAAGGCGUACAAGACGAAACACGUGUUAAUUCCUUUUGGAGGUGACUUUGCUUUCAACACUGCCGCCGGCUGGUUCGAUGGAAUCGAUAACCUCAUCAAAUACGUCAACGCCAAGCAAACGACUGGCAGCAAAGUGAACGUCCUCUACUCCACACCAACCUGCUACGUCAACAGCGUCAACAGAGAAGCGGUAACGCUUGAGACGAUGUCGACCGACUUCUUUCCGUACUCUACCAUCCCCAACACCUUCUGGACCGGCUUCUUCACCAGCAGACCCGGACUCAAGCGCCAUGUGAAAGUGGCCAGCAGCUUACUACAGACGUGUAAAGAAAUGGCAGUUCUAGCAGAGCUCCAACAUACAAAAGCAAACGUUGAUAAGUUAAAGAGCGCCGUGGCGGUGCUGCAGCAUCACGACGCAAUCACGGGCACGGAGAUGCAGCACGUCACUGAUGACUACAACAAGAUGUUGAGUGAGGGGGAACUAGCGUGCCAGUCGGUGAUCGAAGACGCCUACAGGGCCCUGCUGCCACCACCAGCGGCUCCCAAGCAGGAGUUUUGUCCUUUACUCAACAUCAGCGUUUGUCCAAUAACAGAAACUGCUAAAUCGUUUACCGUCAACUUAUUCAACCCUCUUGGCUGGCCAGUCACCCAUUUCGUCAGGCUGCCGAUCCCUGGCGGGACGUACAAGGUGCUGGGAGAGGGCAAGGUCACGGCUGAGACAGUGCCUCUGUCGCCGUCAACUAGCGCUAUACCAGAACGAGGCCAGUCCACAGCUAACGCCGAGCUGGUGUUCAGAGCUGACGUGCCACCGUUAGGGUUCGCUUCCUAUAAAGUGAGCAAAGAGUCCAGUUCGGAUGAUAGCCCACCACUACAAGAUAACACAAGGGAUGACAUUGUCAUAGAGAAUGAGUUUUUAUUGUUAACGGUUGAUGCUGACAGCGGUUUGACUAAGACGCUGACAAACAAAGCUACCCAGAUGAAGAUUCAGUUCGAGCAGAGCUACAGGUAUUACCUAUCAAGUGAAGGCCAACAGCGGGACCCUAAUGACCGCACUGGGGGCUUCCUGGGGUCACACAAACGGGCGUCGGGGGCGUACGCUUUCGUCCCGAAGGAAGGUCAAGGCCCUGUUAGACUGAGCGGCCAUGACACUAAGGGCGUCAACGUCAAGACAUUUAAGGGUUUGAACGCUCUAGAGAUCCAUCAGGAGUUUUCCGGCUGGGUAACCCAGGUGAUCAGGCUGUAUGACGGAGCACCAUACCUGGAGAUGGAGUGGACAGUGGGGCCUUUACCUGACGAAGAGAGGGAAACAAAGGAGGUGAUAUCCCACUUCGUUACCGACUUGCAGACUCGAGGGAUUGUGUACACAGACUCUAAUGGACGCGAGAUGAUUAAGAGAAGACUAGAUAAACGUGAGACCUGGAACCUGACUGUGACAAGCCCUAUUUCAGGCAAUUACUAUCCCGUCACUGGCAGAAUCGCUCUACAAGAUCAAGACAAGCAGGCCCAGUUGACGGUUCUGACAGAUCGCUGCCAGGGUGGAGCCAGCAUCAACGAUGGGGAAAUCGAGCUACUGGUACACCGACGUACGUUCAAGGACGAUGACCUUGGAGUGCAGGAGCCGCUGAAUGAGAAAGGGGUUGACGGCAGAGGUCUCAUAAUCAGGGGCAAACACUACGUAUUUCUGAACACGAUAGAGAAGACAGGUCAAGAUUUCCGACCCCUGGGGCUGCAGUUCCAUCACCCACCGACAAUGUCGUUCUCUGCCCCUCAGCAAGAUCUGACAGAUUCUUUGCGUACACAGUGGUCAGGGUUGUCUGCCCCUCUCCCGAGUAACGUGCACCUGCUGACCUUGGAUCAAGUGCCUGGCAAGGUUAAUAAACUGUUGCUGAGAUUAGAAAAUAUUUUUGAAAAACGGGAGCUCGACGAAUCGGAACGAAUUGCAGAAUUAGAUUUAGAGGAUGUAUUUGCCAAGUUUAGAGUGACUGGAGUAAGGGAGUUAACUCUUGGUGCUAACCACGACGUGAGCAGUGUGCGUCGACUGAGGUGGAUGAAGCCUGAUGGGAGUUUAACACCUUCACAAGUCGGUUCCACAGAAGGGCGGUACAAACACGAGCCCCCGUUCACCAUAACCCUCAUGCCCAUGGAGAUACGAACAUUCCACAUCGACGUGAUCCAGAAAAAUUAUCAAUCGGGGACAUGAACAUUUUAUGCACCAUAUGUAUUUGAAUAUCGUAUAUUUUAUUAAAUACUCUAUUUUUUCUAA
Haliotis rubra (blacklip abalone) is the source of this 3639-nucleotide messenger RNA. RefSeq names its product lysosomal alpha-mannosidase-like. Gene Ontology annotation, biological process: mannose metabolic process. Gene Ontology annotation, cellular component: lysosome. Bases 460 to 3576 code for a protein of 1038 amino acids. Lineage: Eukaryota; Metazoa; Mollusca; Gastropoda; Lepetellida; Haliotidae. Gene Ontology annotation, molecular function: alpha-mannosidase activity; carbohydrate binding. The record is from RefSeq and is a predicted model, not a curated record. The transcript is spliced from 27 exons.